Messenger RNA from Coregonus clupeaformis (lake whitefish), 1482 nucleotides. RefSeq names its product piggyBac transposable element-derived protein 4-like. The record is from RefSeq and is a predicted model, not a curated record. The coding region runs from base 1 to 1482 and encodes 493 amino acids. The transcript has a single exon. NCBI's taxonomy places the organism in Eukaryota, Metazoa, Chordata, Actinopteri, Salmoniformes, Salmonidae.
AUGCCCCGCAGACCACCAGGAGCCCAGGUGGAUUUGCAUUCAGGGCACACACCAAAGGACCUCUUCCUGCUCUACUUCGCCGCAGAGACAAUGAGGACAAUCUGCAGAAACACCAACAAACAGGCAGCAAGAAAUCAGCAGAAGGGGAGCAAAUAUCAGUGGACUGACGUUGAUGUGGAGGAACUGCACAGAUUUCUGGGUCUCCUCAUCUACACCUCAUUGGUGACUCUGCCUAGUAUCCAGGACUACUGGAAACAAAGCCACAUAUUGUCUGUUUCAUUGCCAGCGAAGGUCAUGCCAAGAGACAGAUUCCGGUCCAUCUCAUGGAACAUCCACCUAAGUGAUCCAGAGGAGGAUGUCAUAAAUGACCAGCGCAAAGGUACACCCCAGCAUGACAAACUGUUCAGGGUCAAACCUCUGAUGGACGACAUUCGCACUGCCUGCCAGGCUCAUUACCAUCCUAAGAAGGAACUGUCAGUCGACGAGAGGAUGGUGGCUACAAAAGCCAAAACUGGCAUGACCCAGUACAUGAAGGACAAGCCUAACAAAUGGGGGAUCAAGCUCUUUGUGUUGGCAGAGUCUAACAAUGGCUACACUCUAAACUUCAACGUGUAUGUUGGGAAAGCACACACACCCAGCGUGCAUGGACUUUCAUAUGAUGCUGUUAUGGACCUCAUUCAGCCAUCACAUCUUGGUACAGGAUACCAUAUUUAUAUGGACAAUUUCUACACCAGCCCAAAACUGUUCCUGAGUUUGGGAAGUAUGAAGUUUGGAGCCUGUGGGACCUACAGAAGCAACAGAAAAGGGUGUCCUAGUGGCAGAGAAAAUGCCCUCACCAGCAAAUCGAAGAGGGGGUCUGUGAGAUGGAUCAGAGAGGAUCGCCUGGUCUUUGUGAAGUGGAUGGAUACGCGGGAGGUGUCGGUGUGCUCCACAAUCCACCCAGCGUUUUCGGGCGAGACAAUCAAGAGGAAGGUGAAGGAAGGACCUGGACGCUGGGUAGCAAAAGACAUUCCCUGCCCUACCCCCAUCAUGGCCUACAAUAAGUACAUGGGAGGGGUUGACCUGUCAGACCAGCUUCUCCAGUAUUACUCAACCCAUCGCAGAACUGCUCGCUGGUACCGUACCCUCUUCCUGCAUUUUUUUUUUUUUUUUACAACAAAUGCAUACAUCCUGCACUGUGACAUCAGUGCGACCCAACAGGUCACACCCAUGACGCACAAGAACUUUGUGGCAGAACUUGUGGCCCAGCUGUGCGGAGUGACCCAGACAGGGGUUCCACUUCAAAAAAGCACCAGCCAUGUUUCUGUGGCCAUUGCCAAUGUUGCAGAGGCCAAAGACAAAGCCACAGCAGGCCGCAGGGUUUGUCAACGCUGUAAACAAGUUGACAAGAAGAGGUUUGUCACACCAUGGAAGUGCAAGGCCUGUGAUGUGGCUCUCUGUGUCAUUGUGGACAGGAACUGUUUUGAAGAGUGGCACAAAUAG